AUGGCCGGAACCACAGGCAGGAAGCGGGCGCGCGAGGGCAAGGUCAAGCCCCCGCAACCCACCAAGAAGCAGAAGAGGCAGAACCUGCGCCACUACGACCGGGUUGCCAACGACAGCGAGGAGGAGGAGGAGGGCGCGGGCGCGGGCGACUUCAAGGCCGUCGACCUGCUCGACUCGGACUCGGACGACAUCCACAAUGCCGCGGCCGACGAUGGCGCCGAGUCGGCGGGAUCCAUCAGCUCCGGCGACGAGGCGCCGCGGGGCGCCCCCGAAGAAAGUGAAGAAGGCCGCCAAGGCAGCGAAACCAACGAAGCGCUCGGCCGCCGCCGAGGCGCAGAAGCAGACCGCGGGCUCCGAAGCAGACGACAAUGA
Verticillium alfalfae VaMs.102 is the source of this 372-nucleotide messenger RNA. RefSeq lists its product with no specific name. The transcript has a single exon. NCBI's taxonomy places the organism in Eukaryota, Fungi, Ascomycota, Sordariomycetes, Glomerellales, Plectosphaerellaceae. The record is from RefSeq and is a predicted model, not a curated record. The coding region runs from base 1 to 372 and encodes 123 amino acids.